Molecule: messenger RNA, 2906 nt
Organism: Cygnus atratus (black swan)
Lineage: Eukaryota; Metazoa; Chordata; Aves; Anseriformes; Anatidae
Gene: SLC6A20
Product: solute carrier family 6 member 20
Exons: 11
Coding region: 1-1839 (612 amino acids)
Biological process (GO): sodium ion transmembrane transport
Cellular component (GO): plasma membrane
Molecular function (GO): L-proline transmembrane transporter activity
Source: RefSeq, a predicted model, not a curated record
AUGGAGAAAUCCCGGCCGCUAUGGGACAACCCUGUGCAGUUUGUUUUCGCCUGCAUUUCUUAUGCCGUGGGGCUGGGAAAUGUGUGGAGGUUUCCAUAUUUAUGCCAGAUGUAUGGAGGAGGUGGCUUUUUGAUUCCGUAUUUCAUCAUGCUGAUCGUGGAGGGGAUGCCGCUGCUCUACCUGGAGCUGGCAGUGGGGCAGCGCAUGCGCCAGGGGAGCAUUGGUGCCUGGAAAAUAAUAAGCCCCUACCUCUGCGGGGUUGGCGUUGCCAGCGUGGUCGUCUCCUUCUUCCUCUCCAUGUACUACAAUGUGAUCAACGCCUGGGCCUUCUGGUACCUCUUCCACUCCUUCCAGGACCCACUGCCAUGGGCCACCUGCCCCCUGAACAGCAACCGCACGGGGUAUGAGGAGGAAUGUGAGAAGACGUCGUCCACCCAGUACUUCUGGUACCGGCAGACCCUGAACAUCUCCCCCUCGCUGGAGGUCAGCGGGGCCGUGCAGUGGGAGCAGGCACUGUGCCUGACGCUGGCCUGGCUGGUGGUCUACCUCUGCAUCCUCCGCGGCACUGAGUCCACCGGCAAGGUUGUCUAUGUCACGGCCUCCUUGCCGUACUGCGUUCUCAUCAUAUACCUCAUCAGGGGGUUAACACUUCACGGUGCUGUCAAUGGGCUUAUUUACAUGUUUACACCAAAGGGGCAGUGCUGGGCACUGAGUGCAGCUUCACAGCCCUGUCCUCCCUGUCUGGUUUUGCAGCUGGAGCAGCUGUCGAACCCCAAAACAUGGAUCAGUGCCGCCACGCAGAUCUUCUUUUCGCUGGGCCUGGGCUUUGGCAGCCUCAUCGCUUUUGCCAGCUACAAUGAGCCGAGCAACAACUGUGAGCGCCAUGCCAUCAUUGUCUCCCUCAUCAACAGCGCCACGUCCAUAUUUGCCAGCAUCGUGACUUUCUCCAUCUAUGGCUUCAAGGCAACGUUUAACUACGAAAGCUGUAUAAACAAGGUGAUCCUGCUGCUGCUGAAUGCUUUUGACCUGGAGGAAGGCUCCUUAACAGCAGACAACCUCAACGAGAUGAAAGACUACCUCAUGGCCACCCACCCGCAGGAAUAUGCCCAAUUACUGCCGCAGCUUAAAAACUGCAGCUUGGAAGCUGAGUUAGACACGGCUGUCCAGGGAACAGGGUUAGCAUUUAUUGUCUACUCUGAAGCAAUCAAAAACAUGGAGGUGUCUCAGCUGUACUCCGUGCUCUACUUUGUCAUGCUUUUGAUGCUGGGCAUCGGCAGCAUGCUGGGAAACACCGCCGCCAUCCUCACGCCCCUGACCGACAGCAAGGUCAUCGCCACCCGCUUCCCCAAGGAGGUCAUCUCGGGUGUCGUGUGUUUCAUUAACUGCAUCAUUGGCCUGAUAUUCACCAUGGAGGCUGGCAAUUACUGGUUUGACAUCUUCAAUGACUACGCAGCCACCCUCUCGCUGCUGCUCAUUGUGCUGGUAGAAACCAUUGCUGUGUGUUACAUCUACGGGCUGAGAAGAUUUGAGAAAGAUCUUCACAUGAUGAUUGGACGCAAGCUCAACUGGUAUUGGAAAGUUAUGUGGGCUUUUGCUAGUCCUUUGCUGAUUAUAAGCCUAUUUAUAUUUUACCUCACCGACUAUAUCCUCACGGGAACACUUCAAUACCAAGCAUGGGAUGCCACGCAGGGGCAGCUGGUGACAAAAGACUACCCCGGCUACGCCCUGGCAGUGAUAGGACUGCUGGUGGCAUCGUCCACCAUGUGCAUACCCCUGGGGGCACUCGUCACUUUUGUACAGAAGAGGCUGAAGAGGGAAAGAGUCUCAACCGUCGCAUGAACGCCAACAGCUGGAUUUGGGAAGACCUCACCCGCAUCGCCAGCGCCGGGGCGCUUCUGGAAGACAGCAGCAACCAUUAUCUGUAGCAGCUACUUAGAGAUUUGAGGAUCUUGGGUGCUAUAUUUACCAAAAAGCGCUCCCGGGAGGUCCCACAACGGUUCAGAAAACAAGCUCUUCUCUAACAGGAUGAAGCUUUAACAUGGCCUCUGAAAGAGGGGGAAAAGCAGAACAGCAGCUCACAACAUGCUAGCUAGCAGGAAUUAACCCGCAGAUCGACCCAUUAUGUACCUUAGGCAAUUCCUUUCCUCUCUGCUCUAGCACUGCCUACCUGGAAACAUGAGCAACCAGCUAAGCAUGUUCCUGGAUAAAAGUACUGGCAAAUAUCCUUACUGGUCCACAAAGCCAACCCUUACGCAUGCGUGUGUUUCAUCAACAGGUGAAAUUGCUGAAGUUUUGUAACGUGAAUGUAACAAUCCCUUUCCUGCAAGGGAGAAAUCAGUACGAUGGUGUAACUACGGCCAACACGGCUUCUUCUAUAUUUGUGUCCAGCAAAGCAGUUUAUAUAUGAGCUGCAGAAGUUCUCAUCUCCAGAAGUAAACUUCCACUUCCAGUAUGCAAUUCUGCCCUGUGCUGUACUUGGAAUUUGCUAGGGAUGCACUCACUAUAGGUACACUAAAAAACCCUGUGAUAAAGCUCCUUUACAAGCCCCACCCAAGCAGAAGUAUGCCGUGUAAUUAGCUUUGACAAAGUUCAUAUCCAAUAUACUUUAAUUUUAAUCGUGACAAGCAACAAUGCAGCAGCUCCAUAGAACUGUUUCAUUUGCCUAUGCGAAUGUUUUAUAAAGUACCAUGUUUAAAAUUUAAGCUUCAUGUUGCAGAAAACAGUAAAAAUUUUAUCUAUGAACUUUUAAAGAGGUCACUGAAGAACAACGUAAGAGAAACACUCAUGGGAAACAGGUUCUUAAUAUAGCGUCUUAAUUACAUAACCAUUAGAAGAUAGCAAGAGCCUUGUAAAAGAGGGAUUCGUUUCAAACAUUCCCAAAGUACACCAACACAAGCAUUUCUCUA